AUGCGCCCCGAGCCGGGGUACCUUUCAGUGGGGGUGAGCCCCAGGUGCCACCCCUCGAGGCCUCCGAUCCCGGAGGAACACGAAGUCAACCACCUGCACGCAGAGGCGGUGAAGAAGCGGAAAGACGCAGCAGAGGCGGCUGCCGACAAUAAGAGGAAGAGAAAAGAAAAGCACGACAAAGCAUGCGAAAUCGCACACGCGGAGGGGAAGCCGCGGCCUGCUAUGCCCGAGUCCACGGAUGAGGAGGAGGACACCUCGGAUGUCGAGGUCAACCUCCCGGGUGAUGACGAGGCGGCGACAGGCGCGGAUUCUCCGCCGGUCUAUCAAGGGGCUGGCGACGAGGAUGCGCCAGUGACGCUGCGUGAGGCGAGGCCCACACCGGGAUUGUUGGUGGACCCGCCCCUCGCGGGGACGGAGCGGAGGUCGCCCAUGCCAGCGGCGGGACGAAGUUCACCCACGCCGGCAGUGGGCGGAACAUCGUCUAUGCCCGUGACAGAGCGGAGGUCGCCUCUGCCGACGAUGGGUGAGGGGAUCCCUGCGCCCGCGAUGUCGACAGGUGGCGACGGGUCCGCUGCGAGCGCGGAGACGCCCGCGCAGAUGGCCUCGAGGCUCCAGGCCGAUCCGAGAAUGACACCCUCGGAUCAGUCAUCGAGGGGCGUCAGUGUGCCGCGGGCCCGAAGGAGUGGCACGGGCAAACGCAGUAUGAGCGCCCGGUCUGGGUAA
Messenger RNA from Panicum virgatum (switchgrass), 723 nucleotides. RefSeq names its product translation initiation factor IF-2-like. The transcript has 2 exons. The record is from RefSeq and is a predicted model, not a curated record. The coding region runs from base 1 to 723 and encodes 240 amino acids. NCBI's taxonomy places the organism in Eukaryota, Viridiplantae, Streptophyta, Magnoliopsida, Poales, Poaceae.